Messenger RNA from Suillus fuscotomentosus, 1887 nucleotides. RefSeq lists its product as uncharacterized. Gene Ontology annotation, biological process: nuclear-transcribed mRNA catabolic process, deadenylation-dependent decay. Gene Ontology annotation, cellular component: CCR4-NOT core complex; P-body. The transcript is spliced from 13 exons. NCBI's taxonomy places the organism in Eukaryota, Fungi, Basidiomycota, Agaricomycetes, Boletales, Suillaceae. Gene Ontology annotation, molecular function: molecular adaptor activity; RNA binding. The record is from RefSeq and is a predicted model, not a curated record. Bases 1 to 1887 code for a protein of 628 amino acids.
AUGCACCAUUCAAAGCACCAUGGCACCGCCAAUAACAAAACAUCGUCUCCAAGCGCUGGCAAGAAUUCAGAUGCGCGUCGAAACCUCUACGUGCUCGGUCUGCCCUUUGAUCUCACCAAGCCCGAAUUUUCCGCCUUGUUUUCGCGUUUCAGUACUGUCAUGCACGCUGUGAUUCUCGCCACUGUCGAUAACGCAUCUCGCUGUCGCGGGUUCGUGGUAAUGUCAUCUCAUGAGGAAGCCAAACGUGCAAUGAAGGACACACCCUUGAUGUAUCUUGAGCCGUCGUACAACGUUCUCAAGGACGAUGAUGCUGGCAUCCUCAAACCCUUCGUCACUUCCGGAAAUGGAUUGCUGGUAUCGAACUUGCCGAUUCUUCUCUUUGCUCAGGCCAGUGACUUGCAUCGUCUGUUCUAUACUUUCGGUCUCAUCAAGGAGGUGAAGCUCAUGGAUUCUGCUAUGCUCGGCAAUGGAACCACAACCGCUCUAGUCGAAUACGUGAAUGUCUUCGAUGCUCAGGAAGCCAAAGAGGCACUUCAACGACAGUUCUUUGGGACCUCACGCCUGGAAGUCCAAUUCAUCCAAGACAAUAUCUAUCCGGUUAAUUCUACUGCUGCCGCGUAUGCCCAGUCUCCCAUGCUACCGAAAACAUCUGAUGCCGGCCUUAAUCCUUGUGCUGCUCCUUUCGUCUUUGGAUCCCGCCACUUGCCACCCUUGGCUUCUGGUCUUAGCGCCGUUGCACACGAUUCAUUUGUCAACGACCUCAAUCUUGCCAAUAGACCGUCUUUACAUUGGCUAACUCCAGCCGAGAGACCUUCGUCCGGGAGUACGCUUGUCGUGGAGUUGAGUUUGGGACUCUUGGUGCAAGCUGGUUUUCUCAAAAUCACACCUGACCCGCCUGCUGCUGCUGUUCAGGAUACUUCCGUAUAUGUUGAUUUCUGUGAUUGGCCGCUUCUUCGGAUGGAUGUCGAAUUUAACAUCGACCCAGAUGAAUUCCAGGCUCGCAAGCGCAGACGAAUGUCAACCAUGACCACUUCCCUACCUCCACCACCCAAGGUAGCCCCAACCUCUGCUCCUGGGGUACACAAAAUUGCCACCUUCCUCCCUGGUAGGCUUGAGUUCGAACACGAGCUCGAUAAUGAAGCGGAGGAUCUUGUGAAGGAUCUAGAAUUCGGAAUUUGUCAUGCACGAGGCGGUGAUCAGAUUAUGGAAGAUGAGAACGGCCUGGAUGUACGUGCCAGGGCACGAAUGCAGGAAGAGCGCAAAACUGUUGCUGGUUCCAGGAACAGCAGUCAGCCACCCGUCAAUGGUGUCAGUGGCAAUGGACAUCUUUCAAUGAACGUAUCAAGUUCAAAACGGCUUAACGCAAGUCAUCAUACUCGAGAUCAUUCACAUCUUCAACCGCCAGGCAGAGAUCGUCAAGCUGACUCGCAAUUGCGCAGUGACACUUGCAACCCACUUACUUCCCUGGGUUCGCAUUCUCUUGGCUCUGCCUUGUUUCACAUCGACUCUUCAUGCCAAAAUUGCUACUAUCCGACACCCGCGAGUGCUGGUCUGCGUUCCACAAGCUCCUUCUUUUCUCCUUCAAGUUUCUGGCUCGAUGCUAAUCUCCAACUCGCAUCUCAGUUCCUUAGCGAGUACUACUUUAGUCUCUGCGAUGCCAUUCCUCCGCGUUGCAUCCAGCUUCGCAACAUCAUCCUCAGCGCGUUCCCUAUGUCUAUCAUCCUUCCUGACCCUCAUCUACACAAAUUUGACUCGAUUCCCGAAAUGGGACCGAUACCACCCGUUCUAUCAGACUUUGCUUCAUGUCUCAAAAGCGCUGACCUCCGCAACAACCUCUAUCAAUACCUCCUUAAUUGUGGAACCCCUUCAUUCCUCACAACACUCUAA